CCUGAAUCCCAACACCUCUUUGUGGGAUAUGGAUUAUGAAGGACUGUUUCACAGUAAGACAAUUCUCCCAGGGACUACUGGCUCUUAUAAGCUCUCCAGCCUAUUUAGAAAUAAUUUUUUUGUAAGUCAUGAGGAAAGAAGGCGGCUGGUAACAAAUCCGAACUUGACCCAGAAAUUGAAAAGAGAGCAGAUAUCUUGUGAUGUACUCCUUAAGCUUUCCAGAUAUGUUCUAAUGGAUGCCUUUGGACCUGGUCUGGCUUGGAAUAUAUUCCGCUUCUGUGACUGUGAUGAAGAAAUCAACCCACCUAAAAUUCAUAUCGACCCUCUCCAGCUGUUGCAAUCCAAGCUGAAGCCCUUGUUGUUAUCCCAAGUACUUAAACGUCUCAGGGACGUGGGAGUAUUGGCUGAAGCCCAGCAAUCCAAGGCCUUCUCACUGCUAAAGAAGCAAAUGGUUCUACCCAAGGAAACCACAAGGAAAAUGGUGCAAAAACCUGACAUAAAAGAAAGCGGGAGGCCGGGGAAGCCGAGCCGCAGAGCCGGAGCAGCCUCGCCUCGCCUCGCAGAGCCGGCAGGACGCCCCGAGGAGGCUGCACGACCCGUCGGGGCCAGGCGAGCCCCAGGUGGCUGCCCCGAGCCCGGCCGGCUCCUGACGCCCUGGCAGCCCGGGCACGACGGCGGGCUCCCGGCCCUCAUCGGCAGCGGGGAGGCGCGGCGGCUGGAGGGCUCCGCCACACUGCACUCGCUGCGCAUCCAGGACGGCGGGACACUGGUCUUCGCAGAUCGGCAGCAGCCCAUCACGCUGAGGGCCCGCUACAUCCUCAUCCAGGACGGCGGGGCCCUGCACAUCGGCUCCCGGCGCUGCCCUUACCGCUCCCGGGCCACCAUCUCGCUCUAUGGCAAAGCCGCCGAGGGGCCGGACGUGCCAGGCUAUGGGAGGAAAUUCGUGGGCGUGGGCCCGGGGGGGACACUGGAGCUGCAUGGCAGGAAGCCACGCUCCUGGACCCUCCUGGACAAAACCUUGUACCCAGGCGGGCUGCGCUUUGGCUCCUACCAGUCCCAGAAGCAGUGGAGCAGCCGUGGCCUCAACCUGCGCGUCGUCGAUGGGGACACGGGGCAGGUGGUGGCAGCCGAUCGCUUUGACACCCACCUGCGGGCAGAUGAGAGCAGGAGGCUGAGGGAUUUCCUGGCAAGUCAAGCCCCGGGGAAGGUGGUGGCCGCUGCUGUGGGAGAUUCAGCAGCCAAGCGUCUGACCCUGGAAACCCGGCUCCUGCUCAAGGAGGUUCUUCAUAGCCAGCACAUCCUACACCUGGGCUACAGGCAGCCCUGGGCUCUGGUUGGGGUCCUUGGAGGCGAUCAGUUUUCGACCUCAGAAGACAGAAAGCAGUACCAAAGAAAUGGAACAACGGGACUAGCCGUAGCAGAAAGAGACUUUCAGACCUAUGAUGGAACCCAUUUUACAGUCACUGCUUUCAGCGGAUGGAUAAAAGGGGUACCUCAUAAUGGAUUUAAAGUGGAAGUGUCCAAAGGCAUCAUUCUUAACUUGGUAGAUGAUGUUACAAGUUGGUUACCUGGAGAUAGGAUAGUCAUUGCUAGUACUGAUUAUUCAAUGCAUCAAGCUGAGGAAUUUAAUCUCCUUCCUUGCCCUGAAUGUAAAAGUAAUCAAGUGAAGAUUGAUGGCAGCCCACUCUAUCUUCAUAUUGGAGAAGUUGUAGAUGGCAUAGACAUGAGGGCAGAGGUUGGUCUUCUAACUAGAAAUAUACUUAUUAAAGGAGAAAUGGAGGACUCUUGUUACGGACAAAACCAUUGCCAGUUUUUCUCCUUUGACACAUUUGGAGGACAUAUUAAGAUUCAAAGAAAUUUUAGCUCUGUUCACAUGGAAGGAGUAGAAUUAAAAAACAUGGGGCAGCAAAUACUGGGUAGCUAUCCAGUGCAUUUUCACUUGACUGGAGAUGUGGAUGAGAGAGGAGGAUAUGAUCCCCCUACUUACCUGGAUAAUCUGGCCAUUCAUCACAGUUUCUCUAGGUGUAUUGCCAUACAUGGAACUCAUGGCCUUCUGGUUAAAGAUACUAUUGGCUAUGACACCCUGGGUCACUGUUUUUUCCUUGAGGAUGGAAUGGAGCAACGCAAUACAUUUUACCACAACUUGGGCCUUCUUACUAAGUCUGGAACCAUCUUGCCUUCAGAUCGUAAUGAAGCAAUGUGCCUUGCAAUACGUAACAAUGUAUAUGGAAAUUAUAUUCCUCUGCCAAGCACCGAUUGCAUGGCUGUCAGCACAUUCUGGAUUGCUAACCCAAACAACAAUUUAAUAGACAAUGCAGCAGCUGGUGCUCAGGAUGUCGGGAUAUGGUACAUCUUCCACCGGGUUCCAACGGGACAGUCUGAGGGACAAUAUCCAGAGGGACAAGCUGAGUUUACUCCUUUGGGGAUAUUUUACAACAACAGAGUCCAUUCUAAUUUCAAGGCUGGCUUGUUUAUUGGAAAAGGAGUAAAAACAACAAAAGCCAGUGCUGAAGAUCCUAGAGAGUAUCUUACUGUAGAUAAUGCUAGGUUCCGCCCACAUCAGGAUGCCGACCCUGAAAAGCCACGUAUUCCCGCAUUAAUUGAUGGCCUCAUCGCUUUUAAAAAUAAUGACCACGGGGCCUGGGCCAGGGGUGGGGACAUUAUUUUCCGCAACUCUGGGUUUUCAGACAAUGGAAUUGGACUGACUCUUGCUAGUGAUGGAACUUUCCCAACUGAUGAGGGUUCCAGCCUGGAAGUAACACAGUCCAUUUUUAUUGGAGAAAGCAAUAACAUUGGCUCCCAGGGAGGACAAAACAGCUACUGGGGGAAAGGGGCAAAUGGAGAAUAUAGGACACUGCCCAGGAACAAGACCUUCCCCAUCCGUGGCUUCCAGAUUUAUGAUGGCCCUGUCCGGAUGGCAAAAUGCACUUUCAAAAAAUUUACCACCACUGCCGAUAGAUAUUCAAGUGCCAUCGGCUUCUUCAUGAAGAAUUCCUGGCAGAUAAGCCCACAGAAUAACGUAUCACAAAUCAGGAUGGAGAGAAGUGUUGGGCUGAAGGUUUUCUUUGGUAGACCAGGCCAAUGGUUUGGAGACAAUGAUAAUGAUGGUGACAAAGUUUCUGUUUUUCAUGAUCUGGAUGGUUCAGUGACGGGAUAUCCAGACACCUUCAUAGGCAGAGCGGACAACUCCCUGCUUCGUCAUCCAGGUUGUCUCACAGUUCCAAGGUGGAAUGGGAUGAUAUGCGCUGGGAAAUAUGCACAGCUUUAUAUUCAGGCCAGACGUCCUGAGAAUCUAACCUUAUUGAUUGCCAGAGCAGCAUACUAUUCUCAUCCCCUGAGGCUGCAAGGCGUCAAUAGAGGAGUACCAUACCAACAGUACCAACCUGUGGUGAUGCUGGAGCAAGCUUAUACCAUUCACUGGGAUGGGGGAGCACCAGAGGACAUCAUUCUGUACCCAAUUAACUUCAACAGGGGAGACUGGCUGCACAUUGCGUUAUGUUAUCCCAAGGAAUCUGUUUUCACUGUUGUGGCAGACAUCUACCAGCGGCAGACAGGGCGAGUGCACAGUGUAAAACACUUCCUAGCAGCCCCUUCCCGGCACAGCGCCCUCAACAGGACGGGCGAGCGGCUUUUCUACUUCGACAGUGCCUCAGGAUACCUGUUUGUUCAUCUUCAAGCCCGUGAAGCUCGAAAAGGGCAUAGUUACUGCUCUCAGCAAGGCUGUGAACGCAUUAAAAUUAUGGCACACAUGUACUCAAGGGACUCCUGGAGUUGUGCCUUUAACCCUUUCCUGGAGGAUUAUAACAGACCAGCUACACUGCACUCAAUUCCUCAGCGACUGACUGCGCCUUGUAGCCAGUGUGGUGCCCCUCAGGUUGCUAUCACUAGUAAACCUUCAAUCAAAUACGUAAGAAUCCAGAUCCAGUCUCUCAGCAGAGCUGACAUGCAGAACCACUUAAAAUCAGCUUUCAUUAAGAUAAAUGAUACAUUUUUCCUGCUCAGUAGCCGUGGGCUAUUUUUCGUGGUGCUGGAUGCAUGUUCAGGAGCAGUCGUGAGUAGGCGGCAUUUUGACACGGUUGGUGCUAUAGAUGCUGCCAGUGCAAUGACUGAUUAUGUUCAAACAUCUGUAAAAGAGAGAUCAGUCGUUCUUGUGUGCUCUAGAGAUAUGACAGAAAUGACUGGAUGCUCUGAAAUGUCUGUUUUUACAAGGUUAGGUUCUGCAAAGCCUAUUGUCUUCCACAAAAAAGGGAGUUUUGCUAUGCUUGGAUAUAAGGGACAGGCCAAACCCUCCUGGAUUAAAAUCCUUAAUCGAGCUGCUGAUCAGAAAACCAUUUCUCUACAGCAUUACGUUCCCUUGAAGUUGAAUGAAUAUGGAUGUCCAGCUAAAGCUGAAGAUUUUUAGGACACCCCAUGUAGCAGAGCCACUUACAACACAACUCCAUAGAGGAUGGAAAAUUUGGCAAUUAAAUCCUGCUACGCUGUUGGCUUAACAUGAGCCUGACAAAUUCUACAGCUCUCGGCAUCACUCCAGUGUUAUUUUUAUGAGAUUGUAUCAAGCCAAUGUUAUUUCACUUGUAUUUUUUAUAACUAAUAAAUAUAGUCUUAUCUUACAAAA
Messenger RNA from Alligator mississippiensis (American alligator), 4615 nucleotides. Its product is annotated as cell surface hyaluronidase. The coding region runs from base 29 to 4402 and encodes 1457 amino acids. NCBI's taxonomy places the organism in Eukaryota, Metazoa, Chordata, Crocodylia, Alligatoridae. The record is from RefSeq and is a predicted model, not a curated record. The transcript is spliced from 24 exons.